Molecule: messenger RNA, 1404 nt
Organism: Salvelinus sp. IW2-2015
Lineage: Eukaryota; Metazoa; Chordata; Actinopteri; Salmoniformes; Salmonidae
Source: RefSeq, a predicted model, not a curated record
AUGGUGGACCGGCUACAGGAGAGGGAGAACAGGAAACAGGAAGUGACCUCACAGACACAGAAUGAUGUCACCACCACCUCGCACAACACUGACACGUCCCGCUCUCCUUGGCAGGCCUCUCUCGCCCCUCUUCCAGACCCUUCCCGCUCUCCUUGGCAGGCCUCUCUCGCCCCUCUUCCAGACCCGUCCCGCGCUCCUUGGCAGGCCUCUCUCGCCCCUCUUCCAGACCCGUCCCCCUCUCCGUGGCAAGAACAACUCCUCCCUCUAGUUGUGACUCUGAAGGAGUGUGUGUGUGACGCGGUGGAGAGGGCCCGCUGUGCUAUGACCUUCGUCCUCCUACAGGGGGCAGCAGCAUCAGCCUGCCACGGCCAGGCCCUGACACACAGACGAGACGCUGUCUUCAGCCAGGCAAGGGAGGGCUGUAGGAUGGAGAACGUUGAGAAGAACAUCAGAAGCAGGAAGUAUGCUUUCAACAGCAUCCAGCUGAAGGCCUUCCCCAAACCCUACCGCCCUCCGGAGGGCACCUACGGGAAAGCAGACACUUAGGAGGAGGACGAGAGAGAAGGGUGGAAUGAAUGAGGGAUGAAUGAAGAACGGAUGGAUGGAGAACUAUAGAGGGAUAGAAGGAUGAAGAGACUGGAAAAUAGACACUUAGGAUAACAUGGAGGGAAGUGUUGUGUUUUUUUUUUUUUAAAUGACUGUCUUCCAAUAAUGUAUGUUUGAUUCUGUAAAUAUUGAGUUUGACAAAAUAAUGAAAACAUUUUUAAAAGCUCAAGUGUUUUCCACACGUUUUCCCACAACAUGAAGUAAUUUUGAUAGUAGCCUCUACUAUCUCUAGUUGGGAUGCGAGGAAGUCCAUAUUAUGGUGCAACAACACGUCAGACCACUAGAUGGCGCUACUCGUGUAGCGCAGCCAUACCGGCUGAAACUCUGUCUCCUUCCAGCAGGUGGCGUUUUCUCAUUGUCUCAAUGAGAGUGGAAUAUUGUCAAACAAAACAUUGAAUGGCUUAUUUGUCAAGUGAUGUUUAAUUUGAUCGAAUAUAAGUUUCGUAAUGCUUAAGUUGUUAUGAAAUGUACUGAUUAUAAGUAGGACACGUGACAUCCCGGCAACUUUGAGGGGGAAAAAAACACUUUUAUAACGGAGUUGUUUUGAAAUGGCUAUGCAUAUUCAUGACAUGAGGCUACUAGUAUAGCAUCUCUCUGGAAAGAUGAGAUUCUCACGAUUAUCACUCUCUCCAUUUUUUCUUGACCUCACAAAUAUCACGGGACUCGUCUGAAGGUAACCUGGUACCAGGCUGGAAAAAUGAAUGGAAAUUAAUGGGGCAGAGGAUAUCUACAGUGCAUUCGGAAAGAAUUCAGACCCCUUCACUUUUCCCACAUUUUGUUACGUUACAGACUUAUUCU